This is a messenger RNA of Oncorhynchus kisutch (coho salmon), 4630 nucleotides long. RefSeq names its product ATP-dependent RNA helicase TDRD9-like. The transcript is spliced from 32 exons. Lineage: Eukaryota; Metazoa; Chordata; Actinopteri; Salmoniformes; Salmonidae. The coding region runs from base 243 to 3719 and encodes 1158 amino acids. Gene Ontology annotation, cellular component: intracellular anatomical structure. Gene Ontology annotation, molecular function: RNA binding; helicase activity; ATP binding. The record is from RefSeq and is a predicted model, not a curated record.
UUAGAAUUCUGCAGCAUCACCAUUGAACACAGACCAAUCGAAGCGUUCGCUGGAGUCCACAAAAUAUUAAACAUGAACAAAGCAAUAACUGCAGAACAGAAUGGUUUACAUUGGGCACCCAAUUUGCUAACAUUAGAAUCACAGAUGAACCUCCAAAAAAAGUAAAUUCGGAGGAGUCAUCAAGACAGAGCCCUGCAAAAGCUCCCCAACAGCAGGUCAGCCCAAAGAGUGAACAUGGGGGAAUGAGGAACAAGACAGGAAAGCCUGACUUUUCUGCAAGUGCGCCUCCACCCCCAUUGGCCAGUUAUGACUACCCCAGCUUGCCCAUCACAAAGAAUAGACAGGAGCUCAUCUCUCUGAUCGAGAACAACUCUGUGGUGAUCAUUCGUGGAGCCACAGGCAGUGGGAAGACUACCCAGCUGCCUCAGUUCAUCCUGGACUACUACAGCGAGAAGAAUGCCCCCUGUAACCUCGUGGUUACCCAGCCUCGCAGCAUUGCCCGAUGGGUUGCCAGAGAGCGCAAGUGCACCUUGGGUAGUCUGGUGGGAUACCAGGUGGGCCUAGAGAAGAUGGCCACUGAACACACCAGACUCAUCUACAUGACCACUGGGGUGCUUCUGCAGAAACUGGUCGGCACCAAGAGCCUGACUGAGUACUCCCACAUCUUCAUAGAUGAGGUCCAUGAGCGGACGGAGGAGUUGGACUUUCUCCUGUUGGUUGUGAGGAAGCUUCUCCAUUCCAACUCUCGUUACAUCAAGGUCAUCCUCAUGUCAGCCACCAUCAACUGCAGUGAGUUUGCAGAGUACUUUGGCACGCCUAUCUGCAGCCAGAUGAACCCAGCCUAUGUGUUUGAGGUGGAGGGGGCUCCCUACGCCAUUGAGGAGUUCUACCUGGAUGACCUCUGCAGCCUGAUUCCUCACAGGGUGGAUACCCACCAUCUAGAUGAACCUUACAUCACUGUGGAGAUGUACAAUGUGGCUGUCAGCCUUAUCCAGAGCUUUGAUGAGCUGGAGGCCAAAGAUCAGAGCAGCACUGAGCGGGAGGGACACCUGUCUCUGCCAGACCGGGGCAGUGUGCUGGUGUUCCUUCCUGGUCUAGGUGAGAUCCACUACAUGCAAGAGGCCUUGUCUAAGCUGGUGCGCAAGAGACUGCAGGUGUACCCUCUCUACUCCUCUGUCACUCUGGAGGAGCAGAACGGGGUGUUUCUGGUGCCUGUCCCAGGGUACAGGAAGAUCAUCCUCUCCACCAACAUUGCCGAGAGCUCUGUUACAGUCCCAGAUGGGUUGAUUGAUUUCUGUCUGGCGCGUCACAUGGUCUGUGACAAAGAGACCAGUUACCAGUCCCUCCGCCUCACCUGGGCCUCCAAGACCAACUGCAACCAGCGCAGAGGGAGGGCUGGGCGAGUGUCUAAGGGCUACUGUUACCGACUGGUGACCAAGGAGUUCUGGAGCAAUGAGAUCCCAGACUAUGUGGUUCCUGAGUUGGUGCGUGCCCCCCUGGCCAACAUCAUGCUCAAGGUGAAGCUACUGGACAUGGGGGACCCCCGCUCCCUCCUCUCCACAGCCCUCUCACCCCCCAACCUCAACGACAUCGAGAGGACUGUGCUUCAGCAUAAAGAGAUGGGCGCACUGUCCCUGGGGAACAAUGGGCAGGGCCAGAAGCGUUUUGAUGGAGAGCUGACGUUCCUGGGUCGAAUGCUGGCUAACCUGCCUGUGGACCUGCACCUGGGGAAGAUGAUCGUACUCGGACACGUCUUUGGCUGUCUGGAGGAGUGCCUCAUCAUAGCAGCCUCCCUGUCUCUGAAGAGCUUCUUUGCCAUGCCCUCCCUACAACAGCUGGCAGGCUACAGGAGCAAGCUGUCCUUUGCACACGGUGUGCGGAGUGAUUCCAUUGCUUUUGUCAACGCAUUCAAGGCUUGGCACACGUCCAGAAACAAGGGAGAGUUGAGGCACCCAAAAGAUGAGCUGGAGUGGGGCAAGGAGAACUGCAUCCAGAUCAAGAGGAUCAGAGAGGUGGCCGAGCUCUAUGAGGACCUGAAGAAGAGGACGUCCCAGUUCAACAUGCAUGUGAUUGAGAACCCAUUGCCCAUGGACUACUCCAGCCUCCACAAGCAGAGAUUCAUCUUGCAGGUGGUUAUCGCUGGUGCCUACUACCCCAACUACUUUGCCCAAGGAGAAAUGGAUGAAGACCUGUCUGGCCAUGAUCCCAAAACAACAGUGCUAGUGAGGAACCUGCCCCCCUAUAGUUUCCUGUACUAUAAGCAGCUGCAGUCCCUGUGUGGCCAGGUCAAGUCCAUAGCCUUUGAUGGAUCCCGGGGGCAUGUGGAGUUCUCCCGGAUGACUACCCGGGGGUCGGGGGUGCUCCCUGAGGUGUCACUGGCCCUCCUGGCCCACCAGAGGCAUCCUCUGGACCUGUUUGUGCACCCCAGUGACGAAGUGGAGUCCCACGCUGGGAGCAGGACCAUCUGCCACAUGAGAUACGCUCGGGUGAAUGUGGACUUCCAGGACAACUCGGUCUACCCAGUGGGGGUGCUGAGCAGUACUAUCGACCCAGACAAGCUGCCUUCCAACCCCGUCUUCGUGGUCAACAUUACAGAAGUGGUGGAGGUGGGCCACUUCUGGGGAUUCCAGGCAGGCGAGGCCAGCAUGGAGAAGCAGCGCUAUCUGACAGCUGAGAUUAAUUCUCGUGAGCUGUGUCCAGUUCCUGUCUCCCUCUACCCCAACCUACUGUGCCUGGCACCUUUCUCUGAGGGCGACGAGCAGGGCCUCUACCUGUCCAGCAGUAGAAACACAGAGGCUGUGGCCCUGACAGUGCUGUGUCAUUGUGUCUUGCAGCAGAGCCACGAGGUGCUGAUGUCUCUGUAUAAAGACUUGCAGGACGGAACCUUCACCCCCAACGCUACCAGCAGCUCCUGGAAGACCAACAAGGAGAAAGAGAAGCAGCUCAUCGACAGCCUGCUCCAGUCCUUCUCCAAGACCAGCCGGUCCUUUCUGAAGAGCAAGGUUCCUGUGCAUGGCCCAUCCAGCCCUCACAAAGUCAACUUCCACAGCUUUUGCAAUGUCAGCCACUACAGGUCGGUGCGCAUAGAAAAGGACAGCAUCAACUCAGUGGCGUUGAAUGACAGUCCUCAGGACAGCCAUCAGAGGAUGCUGGUUGCCGGCGGAGUGUCUGUCAGUGCCACGGGCGCAUGCAUUCUACUGAAGGAGACUACGCUGAUGCCUCACAUCCAUGGCCUGCCUGCUCUCAUCACCAUGCUCUUCAGCCCUGUCAUAGAGCUACGCACCAACGAGGAGAGGACCAGCUACACUGGUGCCCUCUGUGGUCUGGGGUGGAACGUCCAGUCUCACGAGGCUGUCCUUCCUGAACAUGACACAGAGCUCGCCUUUGAUGUCAAAUUCGGUGUAGAGGACAUCACAGAGAUCAAUGCGUUGUGUGGUGCCAUCAACCGUCUGGUGUGUGAGGGGCCCAACGGUCCUCUGCACCUGGGGCCUGACAGGAUCAACAGCCUGCAGGAGGACUGCCGCGAACGCCUCGUCAGGUUAUUUACUAAGUCACCCCCUCGGGAAGACCUUGUUCCUGUGUACUAUGAGGAACCAAAUAAAUGGAACCAGGUGGAUCCCAGUCAAGAUGGAGAUUGUCCAGAAGGAAGAUGGAAAGAACAAAGGGGUCCUGUUCCAGCUACACCCCGUCACACUGCUCAACAUGUGAGGCCAUUCUAAAGCAGCAACCAGAAGCACAGCAUGCUGCUGUUUUCAGCUUGACUCCCCUUAUUUAUGUUUUACAAGAUUUUCUUCUUCUGGAACCCACAGGGAGGACAUUCUCGUUUGAUAAUUGUGGUAUAUAUUUGGAUCAUUUUGCACAUGGUCCUGCCAUGCUUCUCAUGUCCUGGGUUUUUCUUUUUAUUCAGCUUUGCUAUUGCUGUGUUAGGUGUUUGGAAAGUAUAACUACACUAUAAUUUGGGGAUAUAAAUCAUUGAUAUUCAAGGAAUGGAACUCCUUUUGUAUAAAUGAAUCUGACUUAGUCACGGUAUGGUGCUAGCUUUAGUUCAGUGACCUGACAGCCAAGUUAAAUUUGUCACCUCAGCAUACUGACAUGCAAGCACACACAUAACAGGAAAGGGCCUUCUGUGCCAGAAGGUAUUUAUCUUUGUUCAUAGAAAGUUAUUUCAAGUCACUUUGGAUAUUUAUCUAGUCUUGUAUGCACUCUGUACCAUUACGAAACAUAACAUCUCGUAUGUCCUAAUAUUUCUAACUCCAGACGAGACUGCCCUUGUCAAAACAUUUUGUCUUGGACCCUAUUUUCAGUAAUGCAUCUGAAAAAUGAUAACAUUAUACAUCAAGGAACAUUUAUUUGUCUUAUUCUGUAAUUAAAUACAUACUGUAAGUGCAAAUAGUUAGACCAGGGUCUAAGAACUACAUUGAGUAUAGGUGAACAUUGUACAAAGUUGGACAGUUAAUUCAAACAAGCUAAAUAUCAUCAGAUAAUCCUUGUCUUCAUAGUAGUUGAACAACAGUACCUAAAACAUGAUAGUGUGUAGUUACAUAGUUAUGCAAAAAAAAAUACAAUUACAUCAAAUUAUUUUGUGCUUGAAAACACAAAGGAAAUCAUUUUGAAAUGUAUAUAUAUUGAC